AUGUGCGACACGUACGACUUCCCGUGCCCCGACGGGCAGGCGUUGAGCCUCAAAGCGAGCAGGUUGGAGUGCCUCCUCGACGUAUGCACGAAGGACGACUACGGUGCGUGCUGCGCCCCGAAGGCCAGAUGCGACACCUUCCCCGGCACCUGCCCCGAGCACAAGACCCUGCGGCACGACGCGGCCGACGUCAUGUGCAACGCCUGCGGCUGCGAGCAGGAGACGACGACAAAGUGUGCUGUCGGAGCAUUUCCAACUGCGCCAGCUACAACGACAGCUGCCCAGCCAGGAGAUGGCGGUACGGCUGGACGCCGCGGAAGUGCCGUGCGCGCUGGACGUGUGCACCGAGGAGGCCGACCAGGAGGCGUGCUGCCAGGCGACGUGCGGGCGGUUCGACCCCGCUAUGUGCCCCGGCAACGAGGUCGUGCGGCACGACGGCGACUACAUCUGCAACAACGGCCUGGGGGACAAGUGCUCCGCCCACGAGUGCUGCCACCUGCGCGCGAGGUGUUCCACCUUCGAGUUCGAUUGAACCAUCCGGCGGCACGACGCUCUCAACGUCGAGUGCGCGACGGAUGUGUGCCGGCAGGAGGACGACGAGGACGUGUGCUGCCGGCCACGCCAGACCUGCAGCGAAAUGCCGACGCACGCCUGCCCGCGCCACAUGGUUCCCGGGCACACGCAGCGCAACGAGCUGUGUGUCACGGACGAUCGCUGUGGCACGCACAUGAGCGACAAGCGGUUGUGCUGCACGGGUGCGGCGAGCUGCGCGGAGUUCGUCAAUUUCACGUGCCCUCCCCCGCGCGUCAUCAAGACGAAUCUCGAGAGCCUGGAGCUCCGGGCUCAGAUGAGGAGGAAACGGAUGGACCAGGACUCCUGCUGCGGGCACGUGGCGCACUGCAUGACCCUGGACUGCCUGGACCGGGCGCCCCGCGAGGAGCCCAACGCCACGUGCAUGGCGUUCGAGUGCACGGAGCAGGAGAUCUCGAGCAGUGCUGCGUAGAGAGGCCCAACUGCUCAGAGUUCAACUUCUCCUGCGCGCAGGGCACGUCGCUGGCAUACCGCGCGGCCGAGCGCAAGUGCAGAGGCUCCGUCUGCCACCCAGACGACACCUCCCUGUGCUGCGUGGCGCGCGCGAGCUGCAGGAUGUUCCAGGGGUCGUGCCCCGAAGGCUCCAGCAUCUACGCGCAGGGGCUAUGCCAGCAGGAGAAAUGUACCGAUGAAGACAUGGAGCUGUGCUGCAUAGUCGAGCAGGCAGUGCUGGAGGGCCUCGCGCGAGUCUCCAACAUCGACUUUGAAAGGCUGGCAAACAAGUCGCUGACCUUCCGGCUGGCGGAGGCGGUGUGCGACAAGCUGGUCGUGGAGGGCUUGGAGUGCGAGGGCACCGUUGCGGCUGACCGCCUCGGCGGCUCGGUGCAGGUGAUGUUCGACAUAGACGUCUCUGGCGCGGACCAGCCCAUCAUCGCGGUCCAAAAGGAAAGGCUGAAGAACAAAGACGCGAUCGCGUUCGCGCUGAAUGCAGCGAUUGCGUAUACGGAAAUGUGGGAUUGCAAGAACGUUUCUGAGGAUCCCCUGGGCAUCCCUUUCUUGGCUGUGGCUGAAGGUCAGGUGGACCUGACACAUGGGGGCAUCUACUACCCCGCUAUUCUUGGCGCCCGGGAUGAGGAUGAUCAGUGGACUGUCCAACUGGCGUGGGGGGAGACCCUUACUGGCGUAUCUCCCGACGCCCUGCACCAUUUUGACAAGUCUGACUCAGACGACUAUUCCGAGGGCGACAGGGUCAGGGUGCUCGUGGCACUGGCCAAGGCGGCCAUGUGGGAAGAGCGGGGCAUCUCCCGGGAGCUGGCGUUCCGAAUCGCCGAGGACCAGGCGAAGGCACGCGUGCCCUGGAGCAGGUUGCCCGCCCACGCCUACGCGAUCUUGGCCGUCUCGGCGGCUGCCCUGGCCAUGCUGUGGUGGGCUAGAGGCUUCCUCGUGUUCGAGCUGGCGUCGCGCUCCCCUCCGACGGCGUCCUCGGCCGCGCUGCUGGCGGAGGACGCGGCCGAGGAGCCGGCCCGCCCGGGCGCGGAGACCACCCCUCGGCAGACGGCCCGCCUGGACGAGGAGACCCCUCACACCCAGGGGGCCCUCGAGCUGCCGCGCCCCAGCUCGGCGCGCCGGACGGCGGAGGCGCUGCCGCGCCCCCGCGCGGCCCAGCAGGCGGCCCGGCGGGCGGCGGGGGCCUGCCGCGCCCCUCGGGCGACGAGGGCUCGCCACCCCCGUCGGAGGCCUCGGGCUCGGAGGCGGCGUCCGCGGCGCAGGCCCCGCGCGCCAGCGGCUGGCGUCAGCGCGUGGCGAGGACCUUCUGUCCUGGAGGUGCGCGCCGGCCGCGCCUCGGCAGCGCCCGAGGAGCCCGGCCCGAUCCGAUCCUUCCGCUCCUCCGACUGCGUCUUCAGAUGCACGGUCGGACGUCGCGACCAUGGACACAUCCGUGCCACCAGCAGGCCCUCCACAGGCAUCUCCAGAGCAGGCAGUGGCGGUCGAUGCUGA
Molecule: messenger RNA, 2529 nt
Organism: Prorocentrum cordatum
Lineage: Eukaryota; Dinophyceae; Prorocentrales; Prorocentraceae
Source: the annotation of a GenBank genome assembly